Clunio marinus is the source of this 1416-nucleotide messenger RNA. The record is from the annotation of a GenBank genome assembly. Lineage: Eukaryota; Metazoa; Arthropoda; Insecta; Diptera; Chironomidae.
AUGAAGGCAUUUAAUUUUAUUUGCACAAUUGCACCAGAAAAUAAUUCAAUCGAACGAAUUGAACGAAUGAUUUAUAAAGGAAUGUCAGUUGCACGAUUAAAUUUAACGCAUGGAACUCAUGAAUCACAUUUUGUGACGAUAACGAAUGUUCGACUAGCUGCAGAACGAUAUUUCGUUAGAACAAGUUACGUUUGUCCACUUGCAAUUGCUUUUGAUUUAAGAGGUCCUGAAAUGCGAACUGGUGAAAUUAUAGAAAGAGAUGUGAAAAUUGGUGAAUCUGUGACUUUAAGUUGCAGUGCGGAAUUCUUGACUAAACCAGAUGGAAGCACAAUUUAUGUGGAUUUUCCAAUAGCAAGAAAAGUGAAGAAAGAUCAAGUGAUUCUUAUUGACGAUGGAUCCGUAGCAUUAUCAGUUGAUUGUGUUCUUGGCGACAACAUUAUGUGUCUUGUGAGAAAAGGUGGAAUUCUCAAAAGCUUCCAAACAUUGUACAUUCCAGACAUCGUCAAUCAACUCUCUCAGCCAUUCUUAUCCGAGAAGGAUAAAAACGACAUCGACUUUGCCAUUGAACAAAAUGUCCAAUUUCUAUUUGCAUCGCAUGUCAAAGAUGGAGAUUCGAUUGAUAAAAUUCGUGAAUAUCUCGACGACAAUUCUUCAUCGAAAUCAAUCAAAAUUUAUGCAAAGAUUCAAAAUCAGUUUGCUGUUGAUGAAAUCGAAGAAAUAAUUACAAAAUUUGAUGGAAUAAUCAUUGCACCGACGAUUGCAAUUAACUUGAGAACAAUUCCAGUACUUGAACGUUUAACAUUAUGGAAAUGUAAACGAAAGAUGAAACCAUUUCUGUUGACAGUUGAAUCUGAAUUGGAAAGUGCGGAAAUUUAUCAAAUUUCGAAUUGGAGUCUUCAGUUUGUUGAUGGAAUUAUUUUGAAACGUGACGCUUGUCGUGAUAAAUUUGAAGCGAUUCAGUCAUUAAAAGUGCUUCAAAAAGUAAAUUCAAUUAAAUCUGAAAUGUCAGAUGAAGAAAAUGAAAAGUUCGUUGACUUUUCAGCAUUUGAUUUCAUGAAAGUCGCUUUAGCUUCUUCAACAGUAAAAGCUUCAAUAACAAGUGAAACAUCUGCUAUAAUCAUCAUUACCAAUUCAAGUCAACUUCCUUUUCUCGUUUAUUAUCAUCAUCCUAAAUGCCUUACAAUUGUAAUCAUUGAAGAUGAAAUGCAAGCUCGUCAACUCAACAUCUUGAAUCGAUUGAUUCCACUUAUUGAUAACCGAGAAUUGAAGACUUCAAAGGAGAAUUUUGCUGUUGAAUUCACUUUAAAAAGUAAAAUAACAAAACCAGGCGAUUCAAUUGUCAUAUUAAACGAUGAACAGAAUUCAAUGACAAUUCAUUACAUUCCUUAUGAUAGACAAAAACAAUUAAAAUUUUAA